This is a messenger RNA of Bactrocera latifrons, 3150 nucleotides long. RefSeq names its product N-acetyltransferase eco (gene eco). Gene Ontology annotation, biological process: mitotic sister chromatid cohesion. Gene Ontology annotation, molecular function: protein-lysine-acetyltransferase activity. The coding region runs from base 108 to 2984 and encodes 958 amino acids. The transcript has 4 exons. NCBI's taxonomy places the organism in Eukaryota, Metazoa, Arthropoda, Insecta, Diptera, Tephritidae. Gene Ontology annotation, cellular component: chromatin; nucleus. The record is from RefSeq and is a predicted model, not a curated record.
AUGUCAAACUCAAUUGGCGCGUUUCUUUUGUGUUGAUGUUACUUAUAAAAAGCAAUUUCUUAUAUUCACAUGUUUUUUUUUUAUUUUUUUUUAACUAAUUUGUAUAAAUGGAAACUCCAAAGAGUUUAAGUAAACCACGUAUUACACGCAAUCCAACGCCAAGAUUAUCUGAGAGGAAGAAAAGUUUAUUUUCUGAUGGUGAAGUUAAAGUGGCGGGAAAUAUGUUGGAGGGUAUUGAAUUACUAGAAUCUUCAAAUACGAUUAGAGAAAUAAGCUCUAUAACAACAAGGAGUAAACGUAAUAUUGAAAAGCUUUUAGAUUCAAAUCGUAAAUCAAGUGCCAUAAGUUUUCUUAACGAUGCUCCCAUUGACUUCGCGAAAUCUAUGUGUACGUCACCUUUACGCAGAAGUCUCCGUACCAAAAGUGUUAAAAACACAUUAAAGAACACCGCUUUAAUAAUUCCAGGGGAUAAGGAAAAUACACCAAAUAGUGAUCAAGAAGAUGGUUCUGAAGAGCAGCUGCAAAAAAUGUUCAAAACCUCAAUGAGAUUAACCUCCAGUGGUACUCCAGAAAUAGUAAAUAAGAGCACUAUAUUUCGAUCCGAACCAAAAAAACGGCAUUUUGUAGUAACAGAAGAGAACGUCGAGUUAAGUCCGUACAAAAAAAAUCCAAAAAUUGAUUUAAAUGAUGAAGCUCCAGCCACAAUUUCAACAUCGAAAUUUUACUCAAGGUCCCGGCCCACAACCCUAAGUGUUGAUGUACCCAAAAACUUACAAGUUCAGAUAAAAUCGCCACCAAUAACUAAUAAAAAUAAUUCUCCGCGAAGCCGUGGUCGUCGGAGUUUUGGACAGAUAAAUAUUAAUAAAGGGGUAAAACACAAAAUAAGACGACCGAUACGAUCAGUUAUAUCGGGAGAAAAAAAUAUUCGAAAUACCGUUUCUUCUGUAGACAUUGACUUAAUAUUAAAAAAUUUGCGCAAUGAAAAUCUAAAAAAUCGGAUCGCCUCUAAACGAGAGGAGCGUCAAAAUAUAGAAAAGAUACACAAUAUUUUUCGAUCAUGCAAAAAUCCUAUAGAGAUGGCCCGGCCCUUGACAGUUAUUUCAGGAAUAGAUGAUACGAACAACAAUAAGACUGACUAUGUUUUGCCGACAGAUAAAAACGAUCAAGAACUUGAAAUGUCUGAAGAUAUUGAUACAGAUUUUUCUGACAUCGAUAGUAAUUUUGAUGACUAUGAAGAGCUUUCAAAUGCGGAAGAAAUCAUUCCUAUCAUUUCGCAUGAAUCAGCCACCAUUGAAGCUGCUAUUAUUGAAAAUGAGUCCGUAAUUUCUACCGCACCAACAAAACGAAAAUUUUUCAAAUCCGCUCGAAGUAGCCUUACGCCUAAAGAAAUUCAUAUUACAAAUAAUAUUAGAGCUUCUAUUUGCAAUGGUAAAUUAUCUUUGAUACAAGAAGAAAAGAAAGUAAAAAGGAGACCAAAAAGAAGACCGUCAACAACUUAUGAUAUAUCCGAUGAACAAGCUACUGUUAAAGCGAUUUUAAAGAAUUUAGAUGACACAGCCUAUGGGGAUAUGGACGAAGAUUCUAUGAGCACUAUAACUAAUCAAACUAUUAAUGAUCAAGAAAUUCUAGCCAACCAUUCAUUGCAAACUCCUAACACGCAGUUAUCCACUGAAUUUGAUUAUUUAGAGUUUCGUAGACGGCUUCCGUACAAUACGUCUGAUCCUUCGCUAAUAGAGCAACAAUAUUUGUUACUUGAUUUUCUAAUAAAUAAUAAUAUGUGUACAGAAGAGAACUUUACAAUAUUCAUAGCAGAUCCAGAUAAUCACAAAGAAGAGGCAGCAAAAAUUGUUGAUCAGGUUUUUGUUUUGGUAAAUCAACAAGAUUACUUUCGUCAACGUCUACCGUACAAUACAGAUGAUCCAGAAGUGGAAGCGCAGCAACAUCGAAUGCUGGACUUUCUAGUUGAAAACAAUAUAUGUACAGAGGAAAAUUUUGAUAUUUUCAUUGCAAAUUACAACCAAAGACGUAAGGAGGCAGAUGAAAUAAUGGAAACAAUACGGAAACAAGAAAGAGAAGGUGUCCCCUUAAACACUUCACAAGAAGUCGAUAAUGAAGUGAAAAUACCAAAUAAUAUUUCCGAAAACUCGAAAAUUUUAGAUAAUGCGAGGAUUGGCGCUUCUGUUCAACAAAGUGUUGACGAAAGUCCAUUACCUUUUACUCAGUCUAUCGAUGGAGACAAGGAUAAGCUUUUCCCAAUAUUUGAUACAAACACAUGGAAGCCUUUAGAACAAAUAUCUAAACGAGACUUUUCACGGACUUUGAAUUUGGAUCGGGCGACUAAUCAAUACCAAAUCGAUGCCGGACAAAGAAACUUUGGUGCUCACCAAUGCAAACAAUGUGGUCUGGUUUAUAGCAUACAUGAAGUAGAGGAAGAAAAAUUGCAUAACGAUUAUCAUGCAUCUUUGCAUUUACUGCGUUUUAAGGGUUGGAUCGAUGAAGAUAUCGUUGCUAUAUACCCCGAAUGGGGUUCCGACGGUCGUAUAUUGCGUAUCACAGAAUCUUCACACACCAGACGACAUGAACGUUUAGCCGACAUAUUGAAGAUUGUCGAUAAGGAGCUGGGAUUCGCCUCCUAUGUAAUCCCACCAACAUUUGUCGCUUACUUGGCUGUCCGUAAACACCAAAUUGUUGGUCUUUGUUUAGUUGUUCCUCUUGAAAAAGCUAACAAAUAUAUUAAAAUAGAAGAGCUUGACUGUUGCACCGAAGAAGAAUUUCCUGCCAAAUGCGGUAUAUCUCGAAUAUGGGUUUCUCCAUUACAUAGGCGUCUACAUAUAGCAACAAAACUAAUAAAUGCGGUCCAACAAAACACCAUAUUCGGAGAGGAAAUUCCACUGGACAUGAUAGCAUUCAGCGCGCCAACUGAAGCUGGCCGAAAGCUCGCACAGAAAGUAACACAAAUAGAUAAUUUCUUGGUAUACCAGUGAAAAUAGGCAUGGUGAAGGUAUAGGUAAGCAACUGGAAUCCAUAGCCCUAGUUGUAUAAUUUAAUUAUGCAGCCUAUAUUUUCACCAUGCAUAGAAAUAUUUUGUUAAUAUGUAAUGAAACUGAGAUUUUUCCGUUAUACAAAAAUAUAUAUAUAUUUAAGUUUCAA